This is a messenger RNA of Panicum hallii, 1006 nucleotides long. RefSeq names its product photosystem I chlorophyll a/b-binding protein 5, chloroplastic. The record is from RefSeq and is a predicted model, not a curated record. NCBI's taxonomy places the organism in Eukaryota, Viridiplantae, Streptophyta, Magnoliopsida, Poales, Poaceae. The transcript is spliced from 6 exons. Gene Ontology annotation, biological process: photosynthesis, light harvesting in photosystem I; response to light stimulus. Gene Ontology annotation, cellular component: membrane. Bases 120 to 908 code for a protein of 262 amino acids.
GCUGGGAGCCUGAGAGAGCUUCUGCCCAACAUCCACAAACGCCCCCCCAAAAAACAACAAGAGGAAGGGCCACCGCAGGCUGUUAGUUCAGCCGGUGAGCGACAUCUCCGGUUGCAGCCAUGGCGUCCACCGUAACCGCAGCUAACAGCCAUGGGAGAGCCCUGCACACCUGUACAGCCUCCGCCAGUGCGCUCACAGGUUGGAGCCGGCGCGCGCUCGCCGUGCCAGCACACCGCGUGCGGUCGCCGAGAGCUCGGGUCGUCGUCCGAGCCAUCGCCCAGCGCGCGACCUGGUUGCCCGGGCUGGACCCGCCUGCUCACCUCGACGGCACGCUACCGGGCGACUUCGGCUUCGAUCCCCUGGGGCUCGGGGAGGAACCUGCAGCCUUGAAGUGGUACGUGCAGGCCGAGCUCGUGCACUGCCGGUUUGCAAUGGCAGGGGUCGCCGGCAUCCUUGUAACCGACUUGCUCCGCGUAACAGGGAUCCGGGAUCUGCCGGUGUGGUUCGAGGCAGGUGCAGCGAAAUUUGACUUCGCCAACACCACGUCACUCUUCUUCGUUCAGCUUCUCCUGAUGGGAUUCGCUGAAACCAAGAGGUAUAUGGAUUUCAAAAAUCCAGGAUCACAAGCAGAGGAAGGGACCUUCAUAGGGCUAGAGGCUGCACUCGUGGGUUCACAGCCAGGCUACCCUGGAGGUCCACUGUUUAAUCCGUUAGGACUAGCGAAAGAUAUAGAGAAUGCACACGAAGAGAAGCUGAAAGAAAUCAAGAAUGGGAGGUUGGCAAUGGUAGCAAUGCUUGGCUUCAUUGUGCAAGCAUCUGUAACUCAUGUUGGCCCCAUCGACAAUCUACUGACCCAUCUUUCGGACCCAUUCAACAAAAAUAUCAUUCACGCACUCUCCUCUUCCUGAGAAUUCUGUCCCCAAUGCAAACUUUUGUUUUUCCUGUACAGUGCUAUGGCACAAAAAGAUCACAACGUUUCCCAACAGGAAGUGCGUUCUUUUAGCUC